AUGCUAUUAAUCUGACUAGAAUACUUAUCUUGGUCCUUUUGGUGAUGGUGGCGGAUUCUUGGAACCAAUCAAACAUUUGGAUAUUAUUUUGUAUCACUGCUAUCCUCCAGGUUGCAUAUAUCUGCCAAGGAGUUAGAUGGACAAAGUUUGGUUGCCGCUCUCAUAAAGUUGUUUAUAUCUCCAAUGAGAUUUUCUUCUUCUCCUAUAUUGUGCUCUUUGGCUUUUCAAACGUAUUUCAAACUUGGAAUGAUUGUAAUAUACUUGAAUAAACUAUAGGGAUAAUCACACUGGUGGCAUUACUUCUUUUGGGCUGGAACUUGG
Moneuplotes crassus is the source of this 321-nucleotide messenger RNA. NCBI's taxonomy places the organism in Eukaryota, Ciliophora, Spirotrichea, Euplotida, Euplotidae. The record is from the annotation of a GenBank genome assembly.